Messenger RNA from Sarcophilus harrisii (Tasmanian devil), 4849 nucleotides. RefSeq names its product DNA ligase 4 (gene LIG4). Gene Ontology annotation, biological process: nucleotide-excision repair, DNA gap filling; double-strand break repair via nonhomologous end joining; immunoglobulin V(D)J recombination. The transcript is spliced from 3 exons. The coding region runs from base 244 to 2979 and encodes 911 amino acids. Gene Ontology annotation, cellular component: DNA-dependent protein kinase-DNA ligase 4 complex; DNA ligase IV complex. The record is from RefSeq and is a predicted model, not a curated record. Gene Ontology annotation, molecular function: DNA ligase (ATP) activity; ATP binding; DNA binding. NCBI's taxonomy places the organism in Eukaryota, Metazoa, Chordata, Mammalia, Dasyuromorphia, Dasyuridae.
GCUUCCAGACUGCGCCUGUGCAGGGUUCUUGUUUCUGCCGAGCCGGCUACCCGGAGCAGAGUUCUCCUGAGCUGAGCGGGGACCCUGCCGAUUGAGGAGCUUGGGAGUAAAGGAGUUCCAUUGUGUUUCUGGAUUUGCAUUUAAGGACAACACCUUCCAUAAAGAAUUCUUCUGUUUGGACUUUGCAUCUUCAAUGAAGGUGGCUAACACCUUUGGUAAAUCAAGGGAUUUGUUAACUUUGUAAUGGCCACUUCACAAGCUUCGCGAACAGUAGCAUCACAGGUACCCUUUGCAGAUUUAUGUUCAACUUUAGAACGAAUACAAAAAAGUAAAUCCCGUCCAGACAAAAUCAAAUACUUUAAGGAAUUUUUAGAUUCGUGGCGGAAAUUUCAUGAUGCUAUUCAUAAAAAUGAAAAAGAAGUCACGGACUCUUUUUAUCCAGCCAUGAGACUUAUUCUUCCACAACUGGAACGAGAAAGGAUGGCCUAUGGAAUUAAAGAAACCAUGUUUGCUAAACUUUAUAUUGAGCUGCUUAAUUUACCAAAAGAAGGAAAAGAUGCUCAGAAACUUUUAAAUUACAGAACACCAACUGGAACUCGUGGAGAUGCUGGAGACUUUGCAAUGAUUGCAUACUUUGUGUUGAAGCCCCGGUGUCCACAGCAAGGAAGCUUAACCAUACAGCAAGUCAAUGAUGUUUUAGACUUAAUUGCUAGCAGCAAGUCAGCCAAUAGAAAGGAUCUGGUAAAGAAGAACCUUCUUCAGCUCAUAACUCAGAGUUCAGCUCUUGAACAAAAGUGGCUUAUCCGAAUGAUUAUAAAGGACUUAAAACUGGGUGUUAGCCAACAUACUAUAUUUUCUCUUUUUCAUAGAGAUGCUGCUGAGUUGCAUAAUGUUACAACUGAUCUAGAAAAAGUGUGCAGGGAACUUCAUGAUCCUUCAGUUGGACUCAGUGAUAUUUCAAUUACAUUAUUUUCUGCUUUUAAACCAAUGCUAGCUGCUGUGGCAGAUAUUCAGCGAAUUGAAAAGGACAUGAAACAUCAAAGUUUCUACAUAGAGACAAAACUAGAUGGUGAGCGUAUGCAAAUGCACAAAGAUGGAGAUGUGUAUAAAUUCUUUUCUCGAAAUGGAUAUGAUUACACCGAACAAUUUGGUGACUCUUCCCUUCAAGGUUCUUUAACACCAUUUAUUCAUAAUGCAUUCAAAAUGAACAUACAGAACUGUAUUCUUGAUGGUGAGAUGAUGGCCUAUAAUCCCAACACACAAAUAUUUAUGCAGAAGGGAAAUAAGUUUGAUAUUAAAAAAAUGGUAGAAGAUUCUGAACUACAGACAUGUUAUUGUGUUUUUGAUGUGUUAAUGGUCAAUAAUAAAAAAUUGGGACAUGAGACCUUGAGAAAAAGGUAUGAAAUUAUUGAUAGUGUUUUUACACCAAUAAAAGGUAGACUAGAAGUGGUACAAAAAACAGAGGCUAACACUAAAAAAGAAGUCAUUGAUGCUUUAAAUGAAGCAAUAGAUAAAUGUGAGGAGGGAAUUGUGAUUAAAAAUCCACUUUCCAUUUACAAACCAGAUAAACGUGGUGAAGGAUGGUUAAAAAUUAAGCCAGAGUAUAUAAAUAAGUUAAUGGAUGAAUUGGAUAUUUUAAUUGUUGGUGGUUAUUGGGGUAAAGGUUCUCGGGGAGGAAUGAUGUCUCAUUUUUUGUGUGCAGUAGCAGAAACACCCCCUCCUGGUGAAAAACCUUCUGUAUUUCAUACUCUUUGUCGUGUUGGUUCUGGAUACACUAUGAAAGAACUAUAUGACCUUGGUUUGAAAUUAUCCAAACACUGGAAACCUUUUCAUAAAAGAACUCCACCAAAUAGCAUCUUGUGUGGUAAAGAGAAACCAGAAGUUUAUAUCGAGCCUUGUAAUUCUGUCAUUGUUCAAAUUAAAGCAGCAGAAAUUGUCAGCAGUGAUAUGUAUAAAACUGAUUGUACACUACGCUUCCCUCGCAUUGAAAAGAUAAGAGAAGAUAAAGAGUGGUAUGAGUGUAUGACUCUGAGUGAAUUAGAAAACCUUAGAGGAAAAGCAUCUGGAAAGCUUGCUACUAAACACCUUUUUAUAGCUGGUGAUGAUGAAGAACCACAGGAAAAAAAACGGAAAGCUGUUAAGGUUAAGAAAGCUAUUACUAUUAUUGAGCACUUAAAAGCUCCUGAUCUUUCUAACAUAAACAAAAUUUCGAAUGUAUUUGAAGAUGUGGAAUUUUGUGUUAUGAGUGGAACAGACAGCCAUUCAAAAUCCAGUCUGGAAAAUUGCAUAGCGGAAUUGGGUGGUUAUAUUGUACAGAACCCUGGCCCAGACACAUAUUGUAUAAUUGCAGGUACUGAGAAUGUGAGAGUAAAAAAUAUCAUCUCUUCAAACAAGCAUGAUGUGGUAAAGGCAGAAUGGCUCUUAGAGUGUUUUAAGGCCAAAGAGCACGUUCCAUGGCAGCCUUGCUUUAUGAUUCACAUGUGUCCAUCCACAAAAGAACAUUUUGCCCGUGAAUAUGACUGCUAUGGGGACAGUUAUUUUGCUGAUACAGAUCUGCUACAACUGAAGGAAGUAUUCUCAAGAAUUAAAAAUGUUAAGGAGAAUAGUCCUAAAGAAAUGUCUCCAGUAAUUACAGAUUUAGAAUAUCGGUAUUCUUGGGAUAACAGCCCUCUCAGUAUGUUCCGACAGUGUGUCAUAUAUGUGGAUAUGUAUGCUAUUAUUAAUGACCUCACAACACAAAUCCAGGGAACCAGGCUGUCCAUUAAAGCUUUGGAGCUGCGAUUUUAUGGAGCACAGGUUAUUUCAUGUUUAGAAGAAGGAGUGUCCCAUGUAAUUGUUGGGGAGGAUCACAGUCGUGUUGAGGAAUUUAAAGCUUUUCGUAGAACUCUUAAGAAAAAGUAUAAAAUCUUACAAGAUCUUUGGGUCACUGAUUCUUUGAAAGAGGGUAAUUUGCAGGAAGAAAAUUGUUACUUGAUCUGAAAUUAAUUUUCCUGAUAAGCAAAGCCCUUCAUUUUGCCCAAGAGGUUUCACUGAGGUAGGUGUAGCUAGCUUAUUCAAUAUAUCUUUAAUGUUUACAAGUUCAAAACCUGUGCUUACAGAGCAUUAAUAGAUGUAGCAAAACAAUUUUAAUUUUUCAGAAAUUGAAAGGUAACGAUACAGGAAUAAAUAUCUUCAGCAAAUUAACAUUUAGUGAUUUUUAUGACCAAAACAAAAUAAUUACUGUUUGUUAAACAAAGAUGAUUACAGACCAUAACUCAAGAGAACUAGAAGUUUUAAUUAAGUAGCAAUAAAAUGCUUUCAAAUAUCUGAAAUAAUUAAAAUGACCUAUUUUUAAUAAUAGCUGCUAAAUAAAUGACAGAAGUAUCUUUUUUUAAAUUUAUGCUUUUAAAUACACUUUUGGAACUAGCAUAUAUCUCAACAUGAAGGAAUAUAAUACUACAGAUUUUCUUAAUUCUUAGUUGAUGGUCAGAAGUAAUAUCCAACUACAGGCAUUAAUUUUAAGUUGACAGUAAGAUACAUUAAUAAGUUGACAAGCUUUAGGUAAAGUAGAAAGAGCUGUUAGACUUAAUAUUUUGGAUAAUUUGGGAUCUAGAUAUAAUAAAAUUAAACAUCUCUAAUUUUAAACAAAAGUUGUGUUUCUUAUGUUUUUAAGAAGAUACUUUUGUCUGCAUUAAAUCAAAAUUAAUCAGAUAAAAACUCUUGUAUUAUAUUUUAAGGAGAAAUAAGCUAUUUUUUCAUUUUUAAAAACAUUCAUAUUUGAAUUACAUAAGGAGAUUAUUGUAUUAUUUAUUAUAUUUUUAAAUUAUAUAACCAAUUUUGGGAUACUGAAUACUGUUUUAAAUAUCUUUGAAUGUUUUGCAAAGUCUGCUUUUUCAUCACAACAUGGAAAUGCAAUUUAAAAGUCAGUACAAAUGGUAAUGAUAGACGUCUCAUAAGUAUUUUAGAAAUGAUGUUAUAGCUUUUGUUGUAUUUAUUUAAAUAAAGUAUAUGGUCUUUUUCAGAAAAACCUUGUUGACAUUUUGAUUUAAAAUGAUGUGUUAGUUCAGAGUAAUCACUAAACUUUAGACAACCACAUGUACUAUUGUCUUAAGCAACAUAUUAGCUAAAGUAAGUCUAAUUCCAUUUUUUAUAUCCCUAGUGUUCAAAUUAAUUAAAUUCAACAAACAUCACACACCUACUGUGGGUCAGAGCGUAUAUACUAGAUUCUGAUGAAAAUGGAAGGAUAAAUAAAACAUUAACAUUGUCAUCAUGGAACUUAAAAUCUAAUAGGAAAGAUAAGGCACAUAAAAACAAAUAAAAAUUAAAAUACAAGUGCAUAAGAAAUUCUCAGUAAAGAGAUUGCUUUAGAGUAGGGAAAUAGUGAGAAUUCACCUGCAUUCUACCCCAAAGGAUGGGUAAGAUUUCAACAGAUGAAGGUACAAGGAACAUAUUUCAGGCAGAAGGUAACUGGUCAAAGGCUUCUCACAGAAGUAGUUAAGGGAGCAAGGAACUGAAUUCCUGUCAUGUGGAGUAUGAGUAGACUGAAACAUAUGAUAGGGGAAUAGUUCAAGAGAAGUAUAUAGAAUAGUAGUUGGAACUAAAUUGUGAAGCACCUUGAAAUCCAUAAUAAAUAAUUUAAAUUUUAUUCAAGAAGUUUUAUUGAGCAUUAAGCAAUUUUUAGAGAGGAAGUGCUAUAUAAAUUGUCUUUCACUGAGUGGCUUAAAAUUACAUAAAUGUGUGGGAAGAAUUGGAGAAGAGAGAAGAUAUUGGAAGAAGCCAGACCAACUAGGAUUCUUACAAUUUGUCAUACAAUGAAGAGUUAAAGGAUCUGAACUAGGGUGAUGGUAAUGAAAAUGCAAAUAGAGAAAUA